Messenger RNA from Guillardia theta CCMP2712, 3603 nucleotides. RefSeq lists its product as hypothetical. The transcript is spliced from 9 exons. The coding region runs from base 1 to 3537 and encodes 1178 amino acids. NCBI's taxonomy places the organism in Eukaryota, Cryptophyceae, Pyrenomonadales, Geminigeraceae. Gene Ontology annotation, biological process: pseudouridine synthesis. Gene Ontology annotation, molecular function: RNA binding; protein binding; pseudouridine synthase activity. The record is from RefSeq and is a predicted model, not a curated record.
AUGGCAACAUCUUCUCCUGCACGGGAUUUCGAUGAUAAUGACGAUGAUCCGUUGUACGAGCCGUCAGCGCCUGAUGCAACUGGCAGUGUGGAGAGCACGGGCGAUUCAACUAGUUUGUUUGGACAAUUCACUUGGACAGUUGCUCUGCCGGCAGCACCUGCAGACAAGGACUCACUAGCUGACAUCAGCAAAAUAAGACAGUUCAGUGAUGUUUUUGAAGUGGGAGGAUUCGAAUGGAAACUGGAAAUGUAUCCAUAUGGAGACAGUCAGAGUGACAAAACUUUGUCUGUUUUUCUCUGUGCGGUGGAUCGUAAACAGUUGCCGGGGUGGAGUCAAACUGCACAUUAUCAGAUCACAGUGGUCAACAAGGAUCUCCCCAAAUCAUCUACUCAUACAGGAUAUGACAUUUUUAGGGGAAAACGUGAUAGUGCAUGGGGCUGGAGUAAACUCAUAAGCCUCAGCAAGCUACAUGAUCAAGCACAGGGCUGGGUGGACGAUGGAGGAAAUAUCACUAUCCAAGCAACGGUGCAUGUUGUCACGCAUGAUUAUAUGCCCGUUAAUCGAACGUAUCGCAAGUCCCUCUGUGGAUUGUAUUACGAAAGAGUUUUGCAAAGCUACUUCGAGCCAUUCUUGAAGGACGAGCUCUUGCGGUUGGACAAACUUUGUGGGAACAGUGCUUUGCAUAAAGGCUUCAGCGAUUUUUGGGUUGCUCUGCCAGAUGCCAACAAAAGAGAGCUGUUACAGAUCACUUUGGAUGAAGUGUUGCUCAACGUCAAGGCUCGACUGUUUUCUCGCGAUCAGCCGGCUACUUACCUAGCAGCUGAUGUGAUUUUCAAGGCAGCUCAGGAUUGUUCUCAGACCAGUGCAGUAGAAAGUGUGCAACAAACAGUUGUAGGAAACACUUCGUUGUCUAUAGUUUGCGGAGGCGAGGGGACAGUGCUGAGGUUGGAGCGUGUUAGUUCUGACAAAAAUGCGGCUUCCAAUUCGUCCACUAAAAGCACAGAGAAAGCAGCAACAAUCGAGCCUGUAGACUCGGAGGUGAAGGCUUUGGUGAAACACCUGAAACCGCAGAGUUGCGAUGGAACUUGUUUAGAGGCAAUGGGUCGGCAGAUGCUUGCAGUUUUCGCCAUGUGUGGAAUGUACAUAACAAAUGUGCACCCAUCUUAUCACGAAAAACUUGCUCUACAACUGCAAGAAGACUUGAUACGGGAGGAAGAAGAAAAGAAUCUGAAAGCUCAAGCGAAAAAAGCCAAGCAGGCUGAGAAGAAGAAAAAGCAGCAAGAGCUCAAAGCACAGAAACGAGCUGAGGAGGAGGCAGCGAAGAAGAAAGCAGAAGAAGAAGAAAAGAAGAAGAAGGAAGAGGAGAAAGAAGAACGUCGCAAGAAGGAGGAGGAAGCUGCUCGUAAAAAAGCGGAAGCAAAGAGACUGGCGCAGGAAGAGGCUGAGCGCAAGAGAAGGUUGGAACUUGAGGCUGAGGAGAAGCGAAAGAGGGAAGAAGCUGAACGGAAGCGAGAAGAAGCUGAGAAGAAGAAAGAGGCUGCCGAAAAGAAACGAGAGGCUGCCGAAAAGAAGAGGGAAGCCGAGGAAAAGAAAAGGGAGGCCGAGGAGAAAAAACAGCGAGAAGAAGCUGAGAGGAGGGCUAGAGAACAGGAGGCUGCGGCACGCCAGGCUGCGAUUGAGCAAGAGAAGGAGAAGGCGAAGGAGAAGGAGGAUGAAGUGCCAUAUGAAGAACAGUUGAAACGGAAAGAGAUUGCUGCAAUCAUGCGGAAUACCUCUCUUUCUCCGCAAGAAAAGCAAGCAAGAGUUCAAGCCAUUUUGGCAGGCAAGGUGGAUGUGACUAAGAGUGCUGCUAUGCACGUGAGCAGUUCGCAAGAAGACGCACCAGAAGAGGCGACGGCAUCCGAAAAGAGUGCCGCAGCUCGGACAGAAAGGGUUUCUCAAAGAGCUCAAGUCGAGCCAGCUCCCUUUUCUGUUAGUUCGAGAGCAGAUUUCGCUCCGCCGAUCCCCUUUAAUCCCUUGGCGAUGGACUCCUCGGCUGACAUAGAUGUCGAGGCGGUUGCUUUGCAGGCAUUGGAAGGUUUUGGAGGAGAUGACAUUAUGUCUAUUGCGUUGGGGAAUAUGGGCGCUCCUGCGAAUACAUGGAACUUUGGUGGGCAACAAGAGUAUGUGCCAGAAAACAGCAAGAGUUUUCAGGUCCCAUUCACUCAAAAUCAUGCUAAUUCACAAGGCGCUGCUGGUUCAAGGCUGUUCGAGAAAUGGAGUGGCAAGGGGCACUCAUCGCAGGACAAUUCUGUACAUAGCAAUCAUUGUAACGGAAAUAUGAUGUUUCAUAACAAUGGUUUCGAUUCUGAGGAGAACGAGGCAAGCAUUGCUUCAACAGCUUCAGAACCCGGCUCACCUGAAAUUUCAAAAAUAGAUGGGAACUACAUGUCACAUGUUUCGGGAGACUGGGGCGUGGAUUCAUCUCAGCCCAGCAAGAGACGACAGAUAUGCCUUUUGCUUGCUUACAUUGGGAAUGACUUUCAGGGUGGCCUCACACACCAGAAUCCUUCCGUUCGGACUGUUGAAGGUGAACUUUUGAAGGUACUGCGCGCGUCAGGUGCCUUGAAUCCGGAUCCGUCAAUGUCGUCGUUGGAGAAGAUCGGAUGGACGCAUGCCUGCCUCACUGAACCAGGAGUGCAUGCCUCGGGUCAAUGCGUGACGGUGGAUAUUGUGAAGCCUCGGGAAAGUCUAGCAACUUUCAUUGAGCGCUUGAAUGCAAGGCUUUCUGGGGACUUGAGGAUUCUGAAUUGCACCGUGUUUGGCAAUUCAAAUUAUAACAAUUUUGGACCUUCAGCCGCCAAGGGUAGUGGUUCAAAAUUCGAUGCCGGUAAUCAUGCCCUCUGCUCGUUUGAGUACGUUAUUCCAUCAGCAUUGUUCUGCGUAUUCCCGUCAAGAAUUCUGAACUCAGGAGGUGCUGCUAUCUAUGAAUACUUGCGUCAGUUCAGGAUGUCGUCAGUUCGUGAGCAACAGCUGAACUACAUUCUACGACAGUUUCAAACUGGUGGUGUGCGUGGAUUGCCAUGGUUCCAGGAACAGUGGGAUUUCUCUCUGUUCACUGACAAAGCCUUUGCUAAUCUGGCACUUGGAUCAAUCAAGUCGUUCAGCAUAUCGGAGAAGUUGGUGGUUCACGGCAUCGAACACCUGGUUCUGCGUGUGGAAGGGGUGAAUUUCUUUCCUGGACAAAUCAUGAAGAUGGUUGGUUUGUCAGUCUUGACCUUGUGUCGCAAGCCAGAAUCAACGGAUUUGUCUUCGCUCCUGCAAGAGGCGACUCUGAUACGUAAAGUAUUGCGCCAUGAAUAUGAGAUUACGAUUCCCUCACCACCAAGUCAUGGACUUAUUCUGGAUAAGGUGCUCUACGGUUCUGACGAGCACAUCGUGAACGGGCAGGCGCACAAAGCCAUUGAGCUUUACAAGAGGGGAACGAUCUAUCAGUCAGUGUGCUCCUCUGCGAUGGUUCACCGUUUUGUCGAGUGGUUUAUUGGGGGCUCCAUGUAAGAUGCAAGUCCACUAAGUUGCUGCAAUUCCAGACAUAUCCCUUACCAAUAAACCGCUUGCUCCCUU